AUGGAGAGCUCUACCGGCUCUGCCACCCUGCGGCCUCGCCGGGUCCGAGACCGCUCGUCGGCAGCUCUGAAACAGGUCCUGAUGAUGAUUCUUCGCCAGUGGCUCCUGAUUGGAAUGGGAAUCGCCUGUCUUUUGGCCUAUCUCUUUCCUGAUAUCGCCAAGACCGAUGGCGGGGUCAUUCGCAGUGAAUAUACCGUCCUGUACGGCGUCAUUGCGAUCAUCUUCUUCGUCUCCGGCUUGAGCAUCCCCCGUCAAAAGCUCUUUCAGCAGUUCCUCAAUUGGCGACUGCAUCUCCUUGUUCAAGUCAUUUCAUUUCUCUUCGUCCCAGCUCUGGUGCUGGCCGUCGUCCAUGUCAUCCUCGUGGCCGAUCCCGCCGGUCAGAUCGACCGUGCCGUUCUAGCGGGCUACAUUCUCACAGCAUGUAUCCCGACCACGAUCGCUUCCAACGUGGUCAUGACCCGAGCGGCUGGGGGCGAUGAUGCGGCCGCGUUGGUCGAGGUCUUGAUAGCCAAUGUGCUCGGUCCCUUUGUGACGGCGGUCUGGACGGUCACCCUCAUGCCAAAGUCCGUCGAGUUUGAUACAUGGAGAUACGGCGGAGGCCGACUGGGAACCAUGUAUGCACAUGUGUUUCAGCAGUUGGGCUUGAGCGUGCUGCUUCCUCUUUUCAUCGGACAGGCAGUUCGUUGGACGUGGCCCGAGCGGACGGCCCGGGUGAUUCAAAAGACCCGGUUGCCAAAGUUGUCUAGUGCUUGUAUGCUUUUACUUAUCUGGACAACCUUCUCAUCCUGCUUCGCAACCGGAGCACUUCAAAGCCUAUCCGUGCAGAGCAUCAUCUUUGUCGUUUUUUUCAACAUCAUCCUAUACAUCGCACUCACCGUAAUCGCCUUCUUCAGCUGCCAGCCUCCAAAGGUUCUUCAACAAUUUCAAUGGUCCCAGUCCCUCUUCAAAAGCCUACCCCCCGAAGAAACCAUCGCGGUCUGCUUCUGCUCGCCCGCCAAAAGCACCGCCCUCGGCUUACCAUUGCUGUACGCGAUGUGGGCCCCCGUUGAUUUUUAUACCAAGGCCAAGACAUCAGUGCCGGUGCUGUUAUAUACCACCGAGCAGAUUUGCGUGGCACAGUUCUUUGUGCAGUUGUUUCGUCGCUGGCAUGCUCGGAUCAUUGACAAUGCGGAGGUGCAUGAUUUGGAAGAGCUCGAUGCUCGCUCACUUGGGCAUGAGAUGCAAUCAGUUCGGGGAACUGUAGAAUGUUCUCGGGGCUCUGGAGUCUGA
Messenger RNA from Penicillium oxalicum, 1269 nucleotides. RefSeq lists its product as uncharacterized. The transcript has 2 exons. Gene Ontology annotation, cellular component: plasma membrane. The record is from RefSeq and is a predicted model, not a curated record. The coding region runs from base 1 to 1269 and encodes 422 amino acids. NCBI's taxonomy places the organism in Eukaryota, Fungi, Ascomycota, Eurotiomycetes, Eurotiales, Aspergillaceae.